UCACACUCAUGCUCACACAAACACAAACACACAAUUCUGAAAUAACUGAAAUUUCCUCCACUGCUAACAGGCAGCCGUUACAGGGUGACGAGUGUCUGGCAGCAUUGGGCACCCAAAAAUAGCCGUAAUCACCACACACACACACACAUAUACACACACAAACACACACACACAUGGACAUUUAGCAUGACUCUGCAGUGUGGGUGUGUGCCAGAAAGUUUAUUUCACACACCCUGAUGUGUAACUGAAAAAAUGUCAACACAUCACAGUGACAAAACCACAAGGACCACAAAUUUCCCUUAGUGUGCCUGUAAGUGUGUGUGAGUGUGUAUGUUUGUGUGUGUACGUAUUAGAGUGUGUGUGUGUGUGUGUGUGAGAGAGAGAGAGAGACCUCAGUUAAUCCCCCCCCCAUCUAUAUCUCCGCAUUCUGUCCUUCACUUCAGGAUGAGGAGAGGGAGAAGAGGAUGAAGGAGCGAGUAGUCAAUAAGUAAGAGAGAGUCAGUGAAGAGGAGCAGCUAUGAAGGGAACAGCACUCGUCCUGCUUACAGCCACCGUCGCCGUCAUCACAGAUGUUGUAGUUGGGACAGAUGUUUGUGCCUCCUGCCACCCGAAUGCCACUUGCACUGACAAGAUGGACGGCACUGGAGGGAAAGUGUGUAACUGUAUGUACGGCUUCGUGGGAAACGGCAGGACCUACUGCCAAGAUAAAGAUGAGUGUCAGCUGGGGCGGAUCUGCGGCGAACACAGCAGGUGUCACAACACGUACGGCAGCUACUUCUGCACGUGUGUGUCGGGUUACAGCCCCACCAACAACCUGGCCGUGUUCAUCCCCAACGAUGGCACAUACUGCCACGAUGUGGACGAGUGUAUUGUGGAUGGUGUUUGCAGUGAGGGCGGUGUGUGUACAAACACAGACGGUGAGUUCUACUGCAAGUGCAGAACCGGAUACACAGUUCAGAAUGGAUCGGAACCGUUCCAGCCUCACACACACUCUGCCUACUGCGAGAUGGUGGAUUGCGGUCCCCCUCCCUCCGUCCCUCAUGCAGUUCAGAUCCCUCCGAUCGUCACUCGUUACGGCAGUGUCGUGCAGUUCGCCUGCGCAGACGGUUUCACUUGGACAAGUGGAAACGUCACAGCCAUCUGUGGCCCUGACGGACACUGGAGCUUUCCCAGCAUGCACUGCAAAGAGGUAGAGUGUGGCAUUCCCCCGUCAUUCCCUCACGCAAUAAUGUUGUGGAAUGGAGUCAGUAAUGUGGGUGCAGAAGUGCGUUAUCAGUGUGUGGAUGGUUUUUAUAACGCCGGACACGAGGACAUGUGUGUGUGUACGAGCAGAGGAACAUGGAGCCUCCUGCACUUCCUCUGUCAAGAGAUCCGUUGUGGCCCCCCGCCUCCUCUCCUCCACUCUGUAGUAUUAUGGAAUGGCAGAAGUAAUAUAGGCUCUAAAGCGCUAUACGAGUGUAAAGCGGGAUACCGCAGUGUGGGAACAGGAAGUGUUUCGGAGUGUGACUCUCACGGGCGCUGGACCGAUACUCGCAUCACCUGCAAAGAGAUCCGAUGCUCUGACCCCCCUGUGCUGCCCCACACUGGCCGCUUGUGGGAUGGCAGUGUGCGUGUUAACAGCUCUGUGCUUUAUUACUGUAAGGAAGGAUUUUAUCCUGCACUGGGAGAAAAUAAAUCAGUGUGUACUGAGAACGGUUCAUGGAGCAGAGCUACUCUGUUAUGCCGAGAGAUCCGAUGCUCUGACCCCCCUGUGCUGCCCCACACUGGUCGCUUGUGGGACGGCGGUGUGCGUGUUAACAGCUCUGUGCUUUAUUACUGUAAGGAAGGAUUUUAUCCUGCACUGGGAGAAAAUAAAUCAGUGUGUACUGAGAACGGUUCAUGGAGCAGAGCUACUCUGUUAUGCCAAGAGAUCCGAUGCUCUGACCCCCCUGUGCUGCCCCACACUGGCCGCUUGUGGGACGGCAGUGUGGGUUUUAACAGCUCUGUGCUUUAUUACUGUAAGGAAGGAUUUUAUCCUGCACUGGGAGAAAAUAAAUCAGUGUGUACUGAGAACGGUUCAUGGAGCAGAGCUACUCUGUUAUGCCGAGAGAUCCGAUGCUCUGACCCCCCUGUGCUGCCCCACACUGGCCGCUUGUGGGACGGCAGUGUGCGUGUUAACAGCUCUGUGCUUUAUUACUGUAAGGAAGGAUUUUAUCCUGCACUGGGAGAAAAUAAAUCAGUGUGUACUGAGAACGGUUCAUGGAGCAGAGCUACUCUGUUAUGCCAAGAGAUCCGAUGCUCUGACCCCCCUGUGCUGCCCCACACUGGCCGCUUGUGGGACGGCGGUGUGCGUGUUAACAGCUCUGUGCUUUAUUACUGUAAGGAAGGAUUUUAUCCUGCACUGGGAGAAAAUAAAUCCGUGUGUACUCUGAACGGUUCAUGGAGCAGAGCUACUCUGUUAUGCCGAGAGAUCCGAUGCUCUGACCCCCCUGUGCUGCCCCACACUGUCUGCUUGUGGGACGGCGGUGUGCGUGUUAACAGCUCUGUGCUUUAUUACUGUAAGGAAGGAUUUUAUCCUGCACUGGGAGAAAAUAAAUCAGUGUGUACUCUGAACGGUUCAUGGAGCAGAGCUACUCUGUUAUGCCGAGAGGUAGAGUGUGGCGUUCCCCCGUCAUUCCCUCACGCAAUAAUGUUGUGGAAUGGAGUCAGUAAUGUAGGUGCAGAGGUGCGCUAUCAGUGUGUGGAUGGUUUUUAUAACGCCGGACACGAGGACAUGUGUGUGUGUACGAGCAGAGGAACAUGGAGCCUCCUGCACUUCCUCUGUCAAGAGGUAAACUGCAGUGAGCCCCGUCCUCUCCCUCACACACAGCUAGUGUGGAACGGCAGCUCCACUCUCGGCUCUGUGGCUCUAUAUGAGUGUGAAGCUGGAUAUCGGAGUGUUAGCACAGAGAGUGUGUCUGUGUGUGGCUCUGACAGCCAGUGGAGUGCUGUACAACUGCACUGCGAAGUGUACUGCGGUCCGAUCCCGAUGCUGCAGAACGCCGAGGUUCUCUGGGAAAAUGGCACCAUCGCCAUCUAUCACUGUGUUAAAGGCUACUACAGACAUACAGGAAGUGACAUAUCAGUGUGUGACACCACAGGAAGAUGGCGGGUGGCCACCAUGCGCUGCAGAGAGCUGAAGUUCAGCGUUCAGAGUUUGACCGUGCUUAAUGAGAAAUGUCUGCGCUGGAGGACGGCUGCAGAAAUGAAAGGCUACAAACAGCAAUACGCCGUGGUGUUUAUCGGUGUGAGGGACUUCGAUCCCUCGUUCAGUGAUCAACGGAGGAAAGUGUUUAGCUCGUCCGCGUUACAUCCUGUUGUGUGUUUGAACCUGCAGCCCAUCACCAACUACACCAUCACUGUGACUGCACAGGAGACUGGAGACACCGCUACUGUUACUGCUAACACCAGCAUACCUGCUCCGCCCACUCCUGAGGUUAGGUACAGUGAGGUUGAUUCUCACCGACCAACUCUACGAUUACGAAGAGCCAUCAGUUCACUGGACCCAAUUUGUGUGUAUCAGGUGAUCGUGUUACCCGUAGCUGGCGUGUUGGUGUUCGACUGCGGAUCGUCUCGUUCCUGUGGUGGCGAGUACGUAGCGGCUCAGCUGCAGCUUUAUAAGCUCGGUGUGGAGGUGAACUUCACACUGGGGAACCGAGAGCAGUACGGACCCUUCUACAAUGCUCCGCUGGAGAACGGGCGAGAUUACUACAUCAUCCUGCGCACCGUCUGCACCUGGGGGCAGGCGAGAAAGCAGUCCUGCGUUAUCUGGGCCAAAGCCAGAGGAGCCUACUACGCUACCAGGAUUUCUGCUUUGGCGACGUUCGGCUCCAUCGGCGCUCUGGGUUUCUUUAGCACGACGGUUUACGGCUGCUGCUGGUCAGAGGCUGAGUUUAUUGUUUCCAUUGCACCCUUGUCCAUUUCUACAUACAGUAUGAGUGAGCACAAAAUAAAGAGUAUGUAGACUUUUUCUUUUUUUUAACAGGAACACAGUCGAAUUUGGCAACAGCUACAAGCUAAUUUCUCAGAGAUUCAUAUCAGCUCGCUAAAUAGUCUCUUUUCUGAUAACGACCUGCUGUAGUAUGCUACGUAUAACGUAACAUUGAGGAGGUAACUUUACUCUGCAAAUGUUUUUGCGGUUUAACCAAACUAAAAAUUCUACUGAAUUUACAUUUAGCCACGCCCUCAAAACUCCAUAAAAGGCAAAGCUCCCAGUGACAGAGUGAAUAAGGGCCUUCUAAACGCCGUGUGUUUCAGGUCACUUUCUUUCAAGUCGUUGACGCAAAAAAAGUGUUUUUAAGUGUUUUUAAGUAGCGCAACUUAAAGUCGGAGCACGUGGCCGGUGAUGGCCCGGUUUUCUUUCAUCACUUCUUUAAACAGAGGUUAAAUAUCUGAUUUGAGUUCUUCACUCAUAAAGACGGUGAUGGAGACGAUUCAACUGAGAAGAAAUGGAAACGUCAACAAGGGUGCAAUAAAUACAAGAAUGAAAAACAAAUAAAAACCUAUGCCAUGUCUUUAUUCUGAUUUAUUUCUCUUUUCUCUCUCUCUCU
This is a messenger RNA of Pangasianodon hypophthalmus (striped catfish), 4568 nucleotides long. It is a transcript of the gene susd1, whose product is annotated as sushi domain containing 1. The transcript is spliced from 22 exons. The record is from RefSeq and is a predicted model, not a curated record. NCBI's taxonomy places the organism in Eukaryota, Metazoa, Chordata, Actinopteri, Siluriformes, Pangasiidae. Bases 518 to 3982 code for a protein of 1154 amino acids. Gene Ontology annotation, molecular function: calcium ion binding.